This is a messenger RNA of Miscanthus lutarioriparius, 1725 nucleotides long. The record is from the annotation of a GenBank genome assembly. NCBI's taxonomy places the organism in Eukaryota, Viridiplantae, Streptophyta, Magnoliopsida, Poales, Poaceae.
AUGGCUCGCCCCGUUCUUGACAUGCUCCUUCAGGUCGCCGUCGUGCUGUCCGCGCUGUUGGCCGCCGCGCGCGCCGCGUUCACCCCGGCGGACAACUACCUCGUGCUCUGCGGCACGGCGGCGAACGCCACGGUCGACGGCAGGACGUUCCUCGGCGACGCCAGCCUCCCCGCCUCGGUGCUGUCGGCGCCCCGGGGCUCCGAGGCCAACGCGUCGGCGAUGGGGUCGGCCAGCAGCUCCGACGAUCCGGCGCUGUACCAGUACGCGCGCGUGUUCGCGGCGCCGUCCUCGUACACGUUCGCGGUCAAGACUCCAGGGCGACACUUCGUGCGCCUCCACUUCUUCCCCUUCCGGUACCAGUCCGGUGACCUCGCCGCGGACGCCAGGUUCAGCGUGUCCGUGCAGGGCCUGGUGAUCAUCGACGGGUACGCGCCCGUCAACGGCACGGCCGUGGUCCGGGAGUUCUCGGUGAACGUCGCUGGCGGCACGCUGGCGAUCGCGUUCACGCCGACGCCGACGGGAAAGGUGGCGUUCGUGAACGCCAUCGAGGUCGUGUCGCACCCCGACAACCUCUUCGCCGACACGGCGCAGAAGGUGAACCCCAUGGGCCAAUACACGGGGCUGUCCACGCAGGCGCUGGAGACGGUUCACAGGGUCAACAUGGGCUCUCCCAAGAUCACGCCCAGGAACGACACGCUGGGGAGGACGUGGCUUCCCGACGAGAGCUUCCUGGUCGACAGUUCCGUCACGGUCCACAGAGAUGUGCCGCCCUUGACGCUCCGGUGGACGGCAGGCUUCGCGACCGCCGAGACGGCGCCAGACAUGGUCUAUGCUACAGCGACGGAGAUCAACACGACUCUGAUGUCCGCCAGCACCAUAAGCGUGCAGUUUAACAUGACAUGGAAAUUACAAGCCACGCCGGGGUCGGCGUACCUGCUCCGGCUACACUUCUGCGACAUAGUCAGCAAGGCGGCGAACGUAUUGGUCUUCAACGUCUACGUCGGCGGAUGGGCUGUGCUGCCGGACUACGAGAUCUCCAGAGACACUUACGGCAUCCAGGCCGUGCCGUUGUACAAGGACUUUGUGCUCAGCGCCAAGGACGCCAAGGGCAACAUCACAGUGAGCAUCGGGACGUCCACGCUGGGCAACGCGGACCCAGACGGCGUCCUCAACGGCCUCGAGAUCAUGAGAAUGAUCGGGAGCACCGGCGGCGGUGGCGCCGCCUCGUCGCAGAGCGGUUCAAAGAAAACCACCAUCGCAAUCGUCGCCGGUUCGGCCGUCGCGGGAGCCACGGUGAUGAUGGCUGUCGCGCUCAUUGUCCUCACGAUGGUGAACCUGGCGGAGUGGGCCACGCAGCGGCUCAAGAACGGCGAGCUCGACAGCAUCGUCGACCAGCGGAUCGCUGUGUCGAUACGGCCGGAGUCGCUCAAGAAGUUCGUUGACACCGCGGAGAAGUGCCUCGCGGAGUACGGCGUGGAGCGGCCCGCCAUGGGGGACGUGCUCUGGUGCCUCGAGUUCGCGCUGCAGCUGCAGGAGGCGUCGCCGGACAGCUCUGGCACAGACAGCACGCAGCUAGUUCCCAGGAGUGCGUCCAGAUUCCAUCGCAACCAGUCGACCGUCAGCGACGGGACAGAGGCCACCGUGUCAGCGAACUUGGGGGACCUUGAUGGUAUGUCGAUGACGAGAGUUUUUUCCAAGAUGAUCAAGAGCGAGGAGGCUAGGUGA